Solea solea (common sole) is the source of this 4369-nucleotide messenger RNA. RefSeq names its product testis expressed 2 (gene tex2). The coding region runs from base 623 to 4192 and encodes 1189 amino acids. The transcript is spliced from 13 exons. The record is from RefSeq and is a predicted model, not a curated record. Gene Ontology annotation, cellular component: endoplasmic reticulum. Gene Ontology annotation, molecular function: lipid binding. Lineage: Eukaryota; Metazoa; Chordata; Actinopteri; Pleuronectiformes; Soleidae.
AAACAUGGGAAUGAUCGAGAACUUUCUGAUUACAUAUAUAUAUAUGAUUACAUUUUUUAGAUCUAUUUGCUGUAUAUAAUCUGUGAUGGCUCUGUAGUCUUUAUUUACGGAAGUCGGCGAGGGUUUAAACGCUAUUUGUGGAGAGCAGCUCGCGUUUCAUGGGCAUCACUGCAACGCCAUGACGCAUCUCACACUCUUCUCCUGCUGCAACUCAAUAAAAUAUGAAUCACCAGAUCGCCGGCGAGGUGACGCCGCUUUGGGCGCAAAUGCCAUUUAAAUAGUCAGGGGAAAGGGGGUGUGGCGCUAAACCGUCGCCCAUUCACCAAAACAACACACGCCCAGAUCUCGUACAGUUCGGUCUCUGCAGGGUUUGUGUGUGCUCGGACUCUCGGUGGAGGUGCACAGGCCGGUCCAUCCUUAGCUGCUGCAGGUCGAGGCAGAUUCCUCCUCGCGUUACGCACAUCCAGAGCCUAUAGAUGUGGAGCCCGAGAACAGCAGUGGCCUGCACAGGAGAGAAGAUGCGACAGCGACGGACCAUGGUCCAUGGUUGAGCUGUGUGUGACAGAGAGGAUAUUGAAUGCCUCUAAAAACCUCAAGGCUGUGAGCCCUGUGCAGGGUGGUGAUGAGCAGUCAGGGCAGCAGCAGCAGGGGAAGUGGCCAGCAUUCUGGCACUCCUCCCCCUCGCCAUGUCCCUGGACCCAAGCUGCAGGUGCAGCGCUCUGUCUCUCGUGACACCAUCACCAUCCACUUCUCUGCUCUGGGAAAGGAGGAAGAUGAUGAAGAGGAGGAGCUUUAUGGGGCACAGGUUGGAGCUACAUCUGAGCUGGAAGGGGCUGAGGAGCUGCAAGGACAAGACACCUCUGGAGCCGACAACCAGUCGGUUACCACGGGAUUGGAGGCAAAAGAGGAGCUGCUGUUUGAAUCCGCUGGCAUGGACGCAUUAUCUGGAGCUACUGUGCUCGCUGUUUCUUCGCCCACCCUGUCUGUGCAGCCCUCAGACCCUCACCCACACACACCCUCUGCAGCCAUGACUAUUAUCACCAACUCCACCCUCUCCCACCUGAGCUCCACACCACCUACCAGCUCCUCCUGGCCCUCUGACAGACCCACAGCUAAUUCUCCAGCCACAACCUCCAGCUCCUUUUCCCCUUGUAAGUCUGCAGCGCUGUCAUCCUCCAAACCUUUUCUCAGCCUCGUCAGGUCUUUGUCCAAUGACAUGGAGUCACGAGAAUCCACCUCUGCGCCUACCACUGUUACACCAUCCCACGCACGGCACCGACACUUAAUGAAAUCUUUCGUUAAGUCUCUGUCCACGGACACUUCGAAGGCUGAACAUCAAGAUGGGCCUCCUCAUCCCUAUCUUCAUCAGCAACUGCAGCAAACACAGCCAUCCCAUAGACCUCCACCUCGCAACAUGCAGCUCUUCAAGCAGUUCUCCCAGCCUCGUUUAUCCUCCAGCCCUGUCAUUGUCACUCAAACAGGUGGCAACUCCAAAACGGCCCCUUGUUCCCCAAUCAUGUCCCCAGAUGGUAGGUCGUUCUUCAAAGUCCAAGAGGUGGAGGCCAAGAUAGAAGACACCAGGCGGCGGCUGUCUGAGGUGAUGUCUGACCCGCUGCAGCUUUUCAGUAAGAUCAUAGGGGAUGAGUCUGGUAUAGCAGCCGGCGGAAGUGCCACUCAACGAGCCAAAUUUCUGUCCUCCAGCGCGUCAGAGCUCAGCGGAGCAGCAGCCGUAAAUGGACACGUAGAAGGUAGCAGCAACUACAGCAUCAAGGAGGAGGAAGGGACAGAAGGUGAAGAAGAGGAACAAACACCCACAGGCAAAGGCUCAGACUCUGUUUUUUUCUCCUUCCCAUCACUGACACCAGCUCCAACCCUCCCUCAGGCCUCCUCAUCCACUCUCCACAAGUCUCCUUCGCUCACUCUGGGCCACUGCUCGAUGUCAGCUCUGGUAGCUCGACAGGAAGAUGAGGACUUCUGUGAACUGUACAGUGAAGACUUUGAGUUAUGUACUGAUACCGAGACACCAGAUGGGGAUCAUCCUGGGUCUCGGCAGCCACAUACUGGUAGCACUGGUUUAUGCAGUGAACUUGAUGCGGAGGAGGAGAAAGUGGAGGAGGAGGAGGUGGACAGUGCGCCAGUGACUGGCCUCAUCUUCUUAACACAGUUGGUGUACUGGUACUUAGUCCUUCCAGUGCCACCCUGUGCAUGUGCAGUGGUGCAUGGUAUAGCAGUAGGGUUCAUGCUGGCCUUGUUGGUCCUUUGGCUGUCCUCUCCACGGCGCUCCUUAUCAGGCUCAAGAAGAAAAAGAGGAAGGAUAGGGCACUGGAAUGUUGCCCAAUUGGAUAUAAAAGAACCAGGAAUAUUCAAGGGCUGGAUGAAUGAGAUCCACUGCUAUGACCCGGAGAUGUACCAUGCCACCCUGACCCACUCUGUUUACGUCCGUCUAGAGGGCUCCAUCUUGCGUCUGUCCAAGCCCAACCGGAACAUCUCCCGCCGUGCUACACACAACGAGCCUAAACCUGAUGUCACCUACAUCAGCCAGAAGAUCUAUGACUUGACCAACAGCAAGAUCUACCUAAUGCCCCAGAGCUUGGCUAGGAAGAGGGUUUGGAAUAAAAAGUACCCCAUUUGCAUUGAGUUGGCCAAGCAGGAAGACUUCAUGUCCAAGGCCCAGGGCGAGAAGCCUGAAGCUGGGGAGGACAAAUUAACAGGGCCGGGGGAGAAGCUAGAACGAACAGACAAAGUGGAGAAAGCUGAAGGAUCAGAAUCAGCAGAUGAGUCCAAAAGACCAGCUUCUGGAGGAGGGGAUCUUACAAUCUACCUGUUUGGAAGGACGGGUCGAGAAAAGGAAGAGUGGUUCCGGAGAUUUCUCUUUGCAUCCAGAAUGAGGACGGAUGGGAGAGGUGGCAGUCUGUCUGGCAUCUGCAAGAGUGCCUUCCUAUCGUCCUACAGCCGCAGUAGCAGCACCCAGUCUGGUGGAGGCCUGGAGGCUGACAGCAGGAGCAGCAGCCGGGGAAGUUUAGAGGAGCUCGCGCAGUUGCGUCACAGAGAGACCUCCUCGUUUCUGUCCUGUGGCUCCACUGUAGGGAUGAAGCAGAAGAUGCUGUUGGAUUAUAGUGUUUAUAUGGCCAAAUAUGUCAACCCAGAAGCACCACAUGAAAGUCCAGCUGCCACUGACAGUCCUGAAAACAGCCCCGUGAGCAGCCCCAAAACUACCAAAAAGUUGCGCAGGAGUUCAGAGGAGACCGAGGAGCCUGAAGCGUGGGUCAAUGCUUUUCUGGGAAGGAUAUUUUGGGACUUCCUGGGAGAGAAGUAUUGGGCCGAUGUAGUCUCCAAAAAGAUCCAAAUGAAGCUUAGUAAAAUCAGGCUACCAUAUGUUAUGAAUGAGCUGACUUUGACAGAGCUAGAUAUGGGUUUUUCCAUCCCUAAGAUUCUCCAUGCCUCUAAACCCUCUGUGGAUCACCAAGGCCUGUGGUUUGAUCUGGAGGUCACAUACACGGGAUCCUUCCUCAUGACACUAGAGACUAAGAUGAACCUGGCCCGUUUGGGGAAGGAGGGCGAGGGACUUGGGGAGCAUGGGAAAGAAUGGCCCAGGCCACGGACUUACUGCCUGGCAGACAGUGACGAGGAGUCAUCUAGUGCUGGCUCAUCGGAUGAGGAGGAUUCCCAAGAACCCUUUGGUGAAAAACCUCUUCUGCCCGGAGCAGAGGGCUAUGUGGGAGGCCACAGGCCCAGCAAGAUCAUGCGCUUUGUGGACAAGAUAGCCAAGUCAAAGUACUUCCAGAAAGCCACAGAGACGGAGUUCAUCAAGAAGAAGAUGGAGGAGGUGUCCAACACGCCGCUGCUGCUCACCGUGGAGGUGCAAGAGUGUCGUGGGACGCUUGCUGUCAACAUCCCACCUCCCCCCACAGACAGGAUAUGGUAUGGUUUCCGAAGUCCGCCUCACCUGGAGCUGAAAGCACGGCCUAAACUGGGUGAGAGAGAGGUCACUCUAGUGCAUGUGACUGAAUGGAUUGAGAAGAAGCUGGAUCAGGAGUUCCAGAAAAUAUUUGUGAUGCCAAAUAUGGACGACAUAUGGCUCCCUAUAAUGCACUCUGCCAUGGACACGCGUUCAAAUGCCAACUUGGUUACUGUGACAAAUGAUGCCUUGAAGGACCCAGAACCAGAGGAGUCUGAGGUCUCCGACAUGUGAAGACUGCUGGCCAAAGUGUACACUGAUGGGACAUUUUAUCACCAUGGCAAUAUGACAAGUUCCCACCCGCUCAGACACCACACGAGCAGCAGUGGGCCAGGUCCGCUCACCAAUGUUUUUACCCAUUCCCUGGUCCUAUUGUUGCACCAGUCAUUAAAUGCACUCACACAACUGGAA